CCAUACCCACAAAAGCUUCACAUACAUAAAUCCUAAUUAAACCCUAAAAACCUUGUCACGACAAACAGAAACUCACAAAAAACCUCUUUUUGUUUGAAUUAACGUUUUCCUUUGUUUUCUUCUAUGUAAAUUUUGGAUGCUUUUGGUUUUAUGGAGUCGGAGAAGCCUGGGAUUGUUUCAAUUCUCACUGAUUCGGAGAAACCUCGCGUUUCAAUUUCCGCGGUGAGAGCGGUUGCGGCGGUAAGAGCUGAUUCGUUUCUUCUCACGCGUACUCUCUCUGGUUCGUUUUCAUCUGCAAGUUCUGUUCCAAUUCGUGCACCUGUUACAAUUGAUGAGGAUGAUGAUACUGGUUCUGUAACUGACGAACAUAACUCAGCUAGUAGUGAAGCUAGUAGUUAUAGUAAUGGACUUGAUUUUGAGACUGAUGAAGAUGAGACUGAGUUAGAGGAUGUGAUUUUGGGUGGGGUUAGGGCUGAUAGGCUACUAGGGGAAGAGUUAGGUGGAGAGAUUGGAGAUGGGAGUGUUAUUUAUAGACCAUUUGCUGGUGAUGUUGAUGAGGAAACGUCGGUGAAUUACUCGUCUUUGGAGGAAGAGAGUGAGAAUAGUGAUGAGGUUGAGGGAGUUACUGAGAGUGAAGUUAGUGAAGGUGAAAGAGGUAGCAUGAAAGCAAAAGUAGUCAUUCCUCGGGCUGUUUUGUCUUUGGAUGAUGAUGAGUUGGAUGAAAUUUUGGGUAGUGAUGAUGAAGAGGGUGUGUUGUUGCGUGUAACCAAGGCUCUAGGUGAGGAAGAAACUGAAAUCGAAGAUAGAGGCUUUCAAUUUGGAGGUAAGGGAGUGGUUGAUGAACCAGAGUGUUCGGGUUCUUUUAUAAGUGAUGUUGAUUCUAAUGAGGAAGAAGAGGUGAGAAUGAACUAUUCAGAUGAAUUUGAUGAUGGUUUAGUGUCCUUUGGGAAUAUUGAAGAAUCGAGUCUCGGUGUUGUUCCACCAGGAGGUUUUAAUGAUUUUAUGGCAGAAACUGAAGGGAACUCUAUUGAGGCAAGUAUGGAAGUGGGUCAAAGUUUCAAGCAACUUUUGGAGACAGGGGUUGUUCAAAGAACCAUCACCAAGGAGGAUGGUGGUGAUAGCAUUCAUGAAUUCGAUGCAUUGAUCAAGCCAAGUGAUGUGGAAAGAGUGGAAGAUAGUGCAGUUGAAUUAGUAGAAAUGGGAAUGACUGAUAAACCAGAAUGCUCAGGUUCUGUUACAGGUGAACUUGUUUUGAAAGAGGAAUAUAUGUUACAGGAGAAAUCUUCUGACGAUGGUUUAGUGUCCUUUGAGAGUAGUCUUGGUGCUGUGACAGGUGUUUGCAAUGAGUUUCUGGUGGAAAGUGAAGGAAACGCUGCUGAUGAGGAUAAAGGAUUAGAUGAAACUGUCAGCAGCCUUGUCGAGCAAGGGGUGCGUCAAGGAAGUACCAGCAAGGAGAGCAAUAACAGAACUCAUGUUGGUAGUGCCUGUGAAGCAGAUGAAUUGAUGAUUCCAGGUGACGCGUCUAUUGGAUCAGAAAGCAGAGACUCAGGGGAUGAAGACGCUAGCAAUAUGAUAGGUGAGGCAAAAGAACACUGUGAAAAUGAUUGUGGUGCAGUAAGCGAAUCGGAAAAACCUGAAUGCGAGGACGAACCUGAAAUUGGUAUGAGUUCUGAAAGUUUUCAGUUAACUCCAUCUCCGGAUUCUGAAAUGACGAGGAACCUUGAGGCCGCUGGAGGAAUAGUUGUUGUUGUAAGUGGUUGUGAUUUUUCCGAUCAAAAAGCUGAACAAGAAUCUGAAAAUGAAGCAAAUCAAGAAUCAGACGAUACUGAUAGGAUGUUAUCACUUCCUGUUGAAGAUAGAGCAUCAAGUUUAAGUAAUUCCUUUAAAACAGCCAAUGAGACUGUGGAAGAUGGGAAGCAGAUUAAUAAGCAGGUCAAUUUUCAGCCUGAUAGCAAACCAAAUCAAAUCUCAGUGGGCAUAGAAGAAACCAGUUUGCUUUCGGUUAAAGAUGUUGAGAGAACCAUGUCUGAGAACUCUCCGGUAACUGCUUGUGACAUAAACGAAAAUGAGACACAGAUGGCACGGGUGAUUCACGAUCACACUUUCAUGGAGUUUGACGAGUAUGAAGGAACAGGUGAUACAAGGGAGAAACUCUCUGAAUCCACUUUCCAGAAUUAUUCUGAAGUACUAUCCUCUAAUCAUUCUGUGGAGCUGAUAAGUGAGAAAGUGAAGGAGAGAGUUGAGAAGACCCAGCUCUUGAAAGAAAAGCUCCAGAGGAUUAUAAGAAGAACAGGUCAUUGCAGUGAAAAUUCAACUGUUACUGAAGUUGCGUCUAAGCUGAGCCUAGCUGGUGGAGAACAUCAAACGUCCUUAGGGCUUGAUCACGUGUCUGACGGAACAAAGAUAAUGCUGCCUAAACAAGAUUUUCCAGAUGAUUUAGACUUCUCUGUUAACGUCCUUGUUAUUGGAAAAACCGGGGUGGGAAAAAGUGCAACGGUUAAUUCUAUAUUUGGGGAGACUAAGUCUCUUGUUGGUGCAUUUGGAGUUACCACCAAGUCUGAAAAUUACUUGGUUGGGAACGUAGGAGGAAUCCUGAUAAGAAUACUGGAUACGCCAGGUCUCAUGUCCUCUGCAUCUGAGGAACAGUUUAAUCUGGAAGUCCUUAUGUCGAUAAAGAAGAGCAUGAGAAAGUUCCCAGUUGAUGUCAUCCUCUAUGUUGAUCGUCUGGACAACAAUCCAGACAUCCAUUUAAUUAGAAUCAUCACCAGUUCCCUGGGCUCGUCAAUAUGGAAAAAUGCUAUCGUGGUUCUAACUCAUGCAGCUUCCGAUGUGCCAGAUUCUUUAAGCUACAAAGACUUUAUUGCUCAGAGAUCUUCUCUUAUGCAUCAAUCAUUCAGACAAGCAGUUCCAGAUUUAAGCUGUGUAGACCAGAGCAAGAUGCCUAGAAUUGUUCUGGCAGAGAACAACAUGAGCUCUUUUUCGGCAAACAAAAGCAGUGAAUCUACUUGUCCGGACUGGAGAUUGAACCUACUGAUUUUAUGUUGCUCGGUUAAGAUCCGGUCUAAAGCCGGUUCUUUGCAAAAGCAGAAUACCGAUGUAGAAAAAGCCGGUGUCUUUGUCUCCCAGCUUCGCUCUUUCACUCUAUUCUGUUCUUUAUGGAAUGUAUUGCUUGGACACACUUCUCAUUCACAUGAUGAUUUGAAGGAGAAGAAAAGGCAAUUACUGAAUUCUUUCCCUAAAAUCCUCUGGGAUGAACAUAGUCAGGAAUGUCUCGAGCAAGAAACACUUCUCGUGGAGAAUCAAGAACCAGAAGACGAAGAGAAACAAUACGAAAAAGGAAAAAUAAAUAGAGGUUUGGAGGAAGAAAAUGUUCUUGGUCGUGUGAGAACCAGAAGAGGAAAACUUGGGUUCCAAGCAACAAAAAGGUUCGGUAUCUAUCUCGAUACAUCUGAUUUGCACACCGGGUUCUCCAUUGGAAGUCGAGGCUGUAGAAAAGACGAACAAGAAGAAGGCAAGGUCUUGGUGAGGAUGAGAGGCUCAAUGUCUGUUUUAGGUUUGGUUCCUAUGUUGAUGUCCGUAUUCACUUCUGUCUAUGGUGGAAAAAAUAUUUAAAAACUUAAAUUGCUCUUGGUGUAGAAUUUGUAACAUAUCAGAUGUGUUCUUCGUCUCUUUUGGAUUCUGGGCUUCUGCCAUUGACAAUACAUGAAACUAAAGAUAAAUUAAUGUUGUGUCUUUUUAGUCUAAGCUUUGUUACUUGUUCUUCUAUUGAUUGUUUGGUUUUUAGAGAGGAUUAGAAUCAAUCUAAUCAAAUGGU
Arabidopsis arenosa is the source of this 3814-nucleotide messenger RNA. The record is from the annotation of a GenBank genome assembly. NCBI's taxonomy places the organism in Eukaryota, Viridiplantae, Streptophyta, Magnoliopsida, Brassicales, Brassicaceae.